Fusarium verticillioides 7600 is the source of this 950-nucleotide messenger RNA. Its product is annotated as 3-octaprenyl-4-hydroxybenzoate carboxy-lyase UbiX. Gene Ontology annotation, molecular function: carboxy-lyase activity. The coding region runs from base 132 to 722 and encodes 196 amino acids. The record is from RefSeq and is a predicted model, not a curated record. NCBI's taxonomy places the organism in Eukaryota, Fungi, Ascomycota, Sordariomycetes, Hypocreales, Nectriaceae. The transcript has 2 exons.
CUAUCGGUUACAUAUGAGCACCAUAACUACUAUGUCGCUUUUAGAAACUAGGAGCAGUCUUUACUCUAUCGAUUACGCGCCAACUUCUCUUUCCACUUUUACAUUACAACUCAGUUCUUUCAGAGAUUAAUAUGGGAGAGGCACCAAGAAAGAAGAUCAUCGUAGCCCUUACUGGCGCGACAGGAGCUGCCAUUGGCAUUCACGUUCUCUCAACACUUCGAAGACUGAAUGUUGAAACUCAUCUCAUCAUUAGCAAAUGGGCAGCCGAGACCAUCAAAUACGAAACAGACUACACGCCAGCUUCAGUGAGAGCACUAGCAGAUCACGUCUACAACCCAAAUGACUUAGCCGCACCAAUUGCAAGCGGGUCAUGUCAUGUCGAUGGCAUGAUCGUUGUCCCCUGCUCGGUAAAAACGCUAGCAGCCAUCAACGCCGGCAUUUGCGAUGAUCUUAUCACUCGCGCUGCAGAUGUCUGCCUCAAAGAACGAAGGCGGUUAGUGUUAUCGUUGAGAGAAACGCCGCUGAGUGAGAUACACUUGCGGAAUAUGAUGGAGGUCACAAGAGCUGGUGCGAUUAUUGCACCUCCUGUUGUUGGAUUCUAUACGAGGCCUAGCUCGGUGGAUGACAUAUUGAAUCAAAUGGUCGGUCGGUUGUUAGACUUGUUUGGCUUGGAAGCUGGGAACUUUGAGAGGUGGGAGGGGAUGACGAAUGGGAAAUCUUAAGUGCCGGCUUUGUGAGUUUUCGCGACUUUCUUUUGCAAAUAGAUCCAUGGCUCGGGGCGCACGGAACAGGCAAUUUGGUACACAGUGACAAGCGCAAGUGAUUUGUUGGAAGAAAGAGACAGGCAUUGUUACCGCCGAAUGAACACAUGGGAAGUUGUGGGCUAGAAGUGUUAUUUGCAGUUGAGAUUUGUGGCAGUGAGCUUAUUCCGGCAGGGAACCUAGAACACA